Stylonychia lemnae is the source of this 2523-nucleotide messenger RNA. The record is from the annotation of a GenBank genome assembly. NCBI's taxonomy places the organism in Eukaryota, Ciliophora, Spirotrichea, Sporadotrichida, Oxytrichidae.
AUGAUUUUAUUUUUAUUCUCAAAUUUAGUCCUUAAAUGCAGUAGUUCAUCAUGUUUCGGUAAUGAGUAUCUACCUUUCGUUAUAGGUUACUCUACAUUGAAGGAGAGUGAUAUAAAUGUACUUGCAUAUGACUAAUCCAGAACCACUCUUUAUUUUGGAGGGAUCUAUGAAGGAAAAAUAAUAUUGGGUGCUUAUAACGACAGAGAUAAUUUUAAAGGGCUUGUUUGGAUAAAAACUCUCUAAGAUUUUAGUAAUACCAAACCUAUGAAUCUCAAAUUAAACUAAGUUGAAUCUAUUAAAUAUUUUAGUGAUAGAAUUUAUGUAGCAAUUAGAAGCUAUAAAAAUAGUGAUAACUCUGGUUACUACUAUCUAAUAAGCUUAAAUUCAAAAGGGGAUUUCGUUAAUGGAAUCUGGAUUUAAAGUUUCAUUCCAGAUAAAGAAUAUAAAGAUAUGAUGGAAAUUAGUAAGGGUGGAAAUAUUUUUGUUUCAAUAAGAAAGGCUGAAUUCAAGUCAUAACUUUUACUAAUAAACUAAGACCUGAAAAAAUAUAUUAAUAAACAUUAAUUUCCUAGCUAAUCAAGAGUUUCUGUAAUGGUUUAAAAAGAUACGGAUACUGAUGAAAUGUACAUUGGAGGCAAUUAUAAUUUCAUAUUAUCUGGAGACAUAAUAAACAAAGGGAUUUUCACAGCUAAUAUCUAAACGAUUCCUACUAAUUCACAAUAUACUUUUCAAGCUUAUGACCUUUCUAAUAUAAAUAAUCUGAACUUAGAUUUUGCAUUGGCAAAGUUUAAAUAAGGGUUAUUCAUUGGAUGCAUAAAUGAUAAAAUUGCAACAGAUGUAUAUCACAUUACUAUCCCAUUCGAUUAUUUAAAUAAUCCAAACGAUAAAUCAGUCUUAAGGUUCUAGAAGAAGAAAUUGACAACUAUAAAUUCUGAUAUUAUCAAGAUCAAUCAUUUGGUUUACGCUAAUAAUAAUGCUCAGGAGUAUUUUUUCUCUUCAGGAUAGAAAUAGGGCACUUUUAUUUACGGUUACCAAAAUGAUUCAACUAUUAUAUAAUAACUCACUGUUUUUGCUUCAGAUUUUACAGAUUUGACAGAUGAUAGUUAUUAAAUUACUUUGACAUCAUUAAAUUUUACUGAAAACAUUGAUUCUUGGCCUGGCUAGCCUAAGGCUAAAUAAUUCUUCGUAUACUAAGAUCUCUUAGUAAAAGCUGAUGUUCAUUACAUUGGAUUGAUUGAGCAAAUGAUCAAUGACGAAUAAUAUAUCUAUUGUUACUUGAUUUUUAUUGGCCCUCCUUGUAAAUUUUUGAAUAUUACAUAUCAGAUGAAUACUGAUUGUGAUGGGUCACUCUUACUUAAUGAUGGGCUUAAUAGUUGGACUUUACAUGAAGUUACUUUCCAUUUGAUAAUAUGCCCCCAUAGCAAUGAAAUAAAGCCAGUUAUUAAUAAAGAGCCUCAUAUAAAUGAUAUUAAUUACAAAAUUGGUUCCAGAUUUUAAUAAUAUUCUUUCUAAAAUAUAGAGUAUGAACCUAAGUUCUUUUUCAUAAAGAAGAAUGAAAUAAUAUUUGAAUAAGGUUAAGUAAAAUUUGAUGGAUUAGAUCAAAGUCUAAUUAAUAAAGGCAUAAUAAGUAUAAAUAAUGAUUAUAAUUGGCAAGCUAAAGAAUAUAAAUGUAUCUUAAUAGUUAAGCUUAACUUUUUUCAUGAUAAUAUUAUUGAAAGAGAAAUUCCAUUCAGGAUUACUUUGACUACUGAUUAAACUUAUUCCUAUCUAAACAACACCGCUCCAUAUUUUAUUGGCAAAUUGAAUGACAUCGACCUGUAAAUUGACUAAAAUUUUAACUAUUAGUUGCCACAAGUAAUAGAUGAUGAGAUGGACGAUUAUACUAUAAGUUUUGAAUCAAAAUUUGGAAGCAUGCUGAUGAAACCAGAUGGAAAUGUUCUGACUUUUACUCCACAAUUAUAGUUAAUAGGUUCUCAUAAAGUUAAAAUUGUAAUCAAAGAUAAAAAUGCAUUUCCAAAAUCUAGUAAUUAUGAGUUCAUUAUCACUAUAAACCCUAAAAGUAACAUCUUCGAAAUAGAUUUAUCUGCCUUUAGCAAUGAAAUUUAAGAGAGCUACCUCCUUGCCAAAAAGUAAUCAAUAAAAGGAGCUGUAGAAGCUAAAAUAGUUAAGAUUAGUCAUUCAGGCGAAGUAUCUAUCUACUUUAAUAAACAAAUGAAUUUGACUAAAUAGAUGAAAAAUAUGAUUGAUAAAGCACUUAUAAUUAGUAUUAUAAAAGAAAAUGAUAAUUGGGAUGUUUUGAGCAUUCAAUUUAACCUAUUCUUUUUGUUCAUGGAUCAGAAAAAAUAAUAUAUGAUACCGAAAUCAUAUACAAUAAAGGGUUAAAUGCCUCCAUAAAUUAGUGAAUAUGUUUAGUCUACCAAUCACAUAAUCUUUGAAGAUCCAAACUUACCAGAAAAUUAAGUUGAUAAUUACGAAUCAUAGCCAUACAGUUUAUUUUUUUAGUAGAUGGGAUAUAACUCUUGA